CAGUCGGAAACAAUCAGGGCAACCAGGUGACACAACAUUCUAAGUGCCGCAACUGCCAGCAUGUACAAGUUUUAUUCUCGAUUAAAUGGCCAGAAUUCGGGUCUAAUAGGAUACCCCUGCAAUGCUUUCGUUGGCAUGGCCAAAUUCCACCGGCCUAGUGGUGCAUUGGGUCAGAAGUCAGCCCUUAAGUACCCGCCCCCAGACCUUUCCCCGAUGCCCCCAUGUAAUUUCAAACCAGAUGAAUAUAAGGACUUGUCAAAGGAGCGUAUGAUGGAGAUCCGCAGGCUCAACUGCCACCCAAUGAUAAUGAAGGUGACAUACUACAAAAAACCUGUGUUCAUCCACCAAGGACACAUGCAGUGGCUAUGGGAUGUUGACGGCAGACGCUACCUGGACCUGUUUGCAGGGGUUGCUACCGUGAGCGUGGGGCAUUGCCAUCCAAAGGUGAGGGAGGCUGCAGAACAGCAGCUCAGGAAACUAUGGCACACCACUAACAUCUAUGUGUACUCUCCUCUCCAUGAGUACUGUGAGAAGCUAGCAGCCCAUUUUCCAGAGCCACUAAAGGUUGUCUACCUGACAAACAGUGGCUCCGAGGCCAAUGACCUGGCUAUGCUCAUGGCUAGAAUCCACACUGGCAACUUUGACAUUAUAACCCUGAGGGGUUCCUACCAUGGCGGAAGUCCUCAGACAAUGGGUCUGACCUCCAACUCAGCAUACAAGUACCCCAUUGCCUCUGGAAUAGGCUGCCACAAUACCAUGUGUCCUGAUGUGUUUAGAGGGCCGUGGGGAGGAAGUCACUGCAGAGAUUCCCCAAUACAGACUAGCAGAGAAUGUGACUGCUCCAAAGGUCAUUGUCAGGCAAAUGACAAAUACAUUGGUCAACUCAAAGAAGUGUUUGCUACAAGUGUUCCAAGUCGAAUUGCGGCUUUCUUUGGAGAACCCAUUCAGGGUGUUGGAGGAGCUGUUCAGUACCCUAAAGAUUACUUAAAGGACACCUACCGGCUUGUGAGGGAGCGUGGCGGCAUCUGCAUAGCUGAUGAGGUUCAGACAGGAUUUGGCCGUACAGGAAGUCACUUUUGGGGAUUCGAAGGUCAUGAUGUGAUGCCAGACAUGGUGACCAUGGCAAAGGGCAUUGCUAAUGGAUUCCCAAUGGGAGCUGUUGUAACAACACCAGAGAUUGCUGCUUCCUUUGCCAAGGGAGUCCACUUCAACACCUUUGGAGGAAACCCUGUGGCUUGUGCCAUUGGCUCUGCAGUACUGGAUACAAUCAAGGAGGACGGCACCCAGAAGAUCAGUGAUGAGGUGGGAACUUAUCUGUUGACAGAGCUGGCCAAGCUCAGGGACAAUUAUGAGAUCAUUGGUGAUGUUCGUGGAAAGGGCCUACAGAUUGGCGUAGAGAUGGUGAAAGACAAGGCUAGCAGAGCCCCCCUGCCUGCAGAGGCCAUGAAUGAGAUCUUUGAAGACACCAAAGACAUGGGUGUUCUCAUAGGGAAGGGUGGGCUGUAUGGACAGACAUUCCGGAUCAAGCCUCCAAUGUGCAUCACCAUGGAUGAUGCUAAUUUCUUCCUGGCUGUGUUCAACCAGGCCAUUCAGAACUACCUGGCCAGGAAAUGAUCCUAAAUGUUUUGCUCUCAGCAAGAGCCAAGACAGGGAACCAAGUUGUUUCUCGAUUCAUCUUUGUUUUCCUCUAUGUUCCACAUCCCUCUCACCCAAUAUCUAAGCAAGGGUUAUUUGAAUGUCCACAUACUUACAUAACUAAGACCCUACAGGGUCCUCCUACUCACUGUUAUCUGUUGUUGCCUUACUGGUGUGCACACUGAGCUCCCCUGGUAUUGUCGGCAUAGGAGUAUUGAAAAGAGAGAACCAGGAGAUUACAUAUUAUUGACAUUAUUUAAAAAAUGUUACUUGGCUAUAAUUAAAAUAGUCUGUACCUAGCUGGAUUUGAAUGUCUACAUACACCAUUUAAAAGUUGUAAUGUAAAUGUAUUACUUCUAACCCACUACCCUCAGUAAAAGAAAUACCUUGCAACUAAGUUGUGUAGUAAACCCUUUACCCCAGGGUAACUUGCAGAGGGCAUUUCCAUUCUUUAACAUUUCUUGGAAGGCGCAGUGGCUCAUGCCUGUAAAGUGCGUGUGAGACUGACGUGUUUAAACACGCUUCAUAGUGAGAUAUUCAAACCAGCC
Messenger RNA from Hypomesus transpacificus, 2183 nucleotides. RefSeq names its product alanine--glyoxylate aminotransferase 2 (gene agxt2). Gene Ontology annotation, biological process: glyoxylate catabolic process. Gene Ontology annotation, molecular function: L-alanine:glyoxylate transaminase activity; pyridoxal phosphate binding. The coding region runs from base 61 to 1614 and encodes 517 amino acids. Gene Ontology annotation, cellular component: mitochondrion. The transcript is spliced from 14 exons. NCBI's taxonomy places the organism in Eukaryota, Metazoa, Chordata, Actinopteri, Osmeriformes, Osmeridae. The record is from RefSeq and is a predicted model, not a curated record.